Labeo rohita (rohu) is the source of this 7040-nucleotide messenger RNA. Its product is annotated as zinc finger protein 208. Lineage: Eukaryota; Metazoa; Chordata; Actinopteri; Cypriniformes; Cyprinidae. Gene Ontology annotation, biological process: regulation of transcription by RNA polymerase II. Gene Ontology annotation, cellular component: nucleus. Gene Ontology annotation, molecular function: RNA polymerase II transcription regulatory region sequence-specific DNA binding; DNA-binding transcription factor activity, RNA polymerase II-specific. The record is from RefSeq and is a predicted model, not a curated record.
UAAUUUGUUAAGACACACGUUGCAUGCUAACCUUCCUGGAGCCACAAAAACGUAAUUAAUUAAUAUUCAUGGACGAAGCUUUCGCCAUAGUAGGAUUCGUAAGUUUGCCUCCCCCAACAACAACACUGUCCUUUACCGCGAAAAGUGCGGUGCCUGUCCUAUUGAGGAAAGCCUGAGCUGGUUACAGCCAUUAUGGCUGCUGUUUAUUCUGCAAAUGAUAGUAGUUUGCAAUCAAAUAAUGAAAGUUUGUCCUUAGAAUAUGAGAAAGGUGCAGCCCAAGAGGUAAACGUCGAUCCAGUGAGCAAUAGCAAAGCCACUAAUGCUAAAAACACGGGCGGAGAAAUGGAAUUAAGUCCCAGUGGCCCUAUGUUGAAAACCCAGGACCACGCCGAAGUUGUUGCAGCCAAUGCUGCAGUUCCACCCUUGAAGAUAAAAGCAGAACAAGCGGAGGAAGAUGGAUGUGUAGUUAUACAUAUAGUUGACGAGGUCGAGGAAGGAAAUUUAUCUGAUAUGUCUACCAAUAAAGAAGACUUGCCUGAGAGAGAUAAAAGUAUCGAAGGGGAUUGGCCAUUUCGCUGUGAGGAUUGCAGUGAGGCCUUUGGGAACAAGGAGGAUUACCUAGAGCAUCGCAGCGAGCACAUCCACGAUGGGCCCAUAGUCUGCCUGGACACAGAUUCGCAGUGGGAUGACCUGCUCAUCUCGACUGACGGAGGCCGGAGAACGUUGUUCUGUGCUCUCUGCGGACAAAAGUUUUCAAGCUCGAAAGGCUUUUUCAGCCAUCAACUGAAGCACCGCAACCAAGUCAUUAAACGGGGCAUAGGUGAUGGCUUUGGUGAGGGUGCAGUGAGGCAGAAGCUUUUCGAAUGUAAAGACUGUGGUAAAGCUUAUUCCACUGUUGGUCAGUGUCUCAACCAUCAGCGUUCACAUAAACAGGCUUCAAAGUCUGUUUUUCACCAGCUUGCUCAUCUAAAGAAAAAGUCAUUUCAGUGCUCCACCUGUGGACGCUGCUACUCUCGAGCUUCGGCUCUUGACGCGCAUCGCCGUUGUCAUGAGGUGAAGCUAGUGAAAUCCAAAAGCUGUGAGACGGAGAAACCUUUGUCACCUACUGAAGCCCCAGGUCAAACUGAAGACAAUGGCACAAGCUCUGAACAGACUGAGGAGCAUGAGCAAAAAGUUUUUCAGUGCUUGUGUGGCAAAUCUUUUCGCACCAUGUGUGGCCUCGGCACACACCAGAGAUUCUCAACCAGCUGUUCAGAUGGGAAGGUGAAGGAGGAAAUUAAGCAUCCGUUUGUUUGCUCUGAAUGCAGCAAGACCUUCGUUAGCUCAGUGGCUCUGCUGUGCCAUCAGCGCUGGCAUAAAAGAAGAGCACAACUCGGUUGCAACGGCCAGCCGUAUAAAUGUACCGAGUGCGGCAAGGUCUUCACCUCACUUACGUUCUACAAUAAGCACCAGCGAUUGGCACACAGCAAAGAGCUGCCAGCAAAAUCAUUCCUUCAUCAAGUGAUUCAGCUCAAGAAGAAAGCUUUUGAGUGUGAGGAGUGUGGGCGCCGGUUUUCGAGAGCAUCCGCCUUGCAGUCGCAUCAGCUCUGUCAUACUGAUGUCUUCCGUGACAUCAUGGAGAAGAAGUCUGAGAUGAGCACUGCCACUCAGCCAGUAAAAAUAUAUCAGAAUGACAAUGCUGACAGUGUUGUUUUUCAUUCUCAGGAUGUAUCAUGUGCUCAAGUUCAAGAGAGAGAUUUUAACUGCACUAACACAGUAGAAGAGCACGAGGCCGUGGAUGUCGAUUAUGAAGUUGUUCGUAUCACGACUUUAGAUGAUUACGAGAACAACAGCGGCCUUUCUCAGGAUCAGAAUCCUGAUCUUGAGUUAGUGUGUGAAUCAGAUCACGAGGAAAAAGAUGACUUAGGCUUCAACUCGAGUCAACUGAAUGCACCUCCCCCCCUGCAGUUGAAUCCGGAAAUUGACGUCAAAAUUGUACAGAUUGAUUAUGAGCACUUAAAUGAUGAACCGUUAGUAAAUUCAGAACCGAUGAGCAAAAGAAGUCCUCAAGAGGCAAAGUACAGUUGUCCACAUUGUGAUCGAAGGUUUGCCAAGGCUUUGUCCUUGCGCUGUCACAUACUUUGGCACAAAGGGUGCAUGGGAAAAAAAUCAGAAAGGAGGCAGAAGUUUGACGUAUUGACGCCAACUAAGAGGACCCUUUUAACAUGCGAGGUUUGUGGCCAUGAAAGUGCCUCCAAGAGUGCUCUUUACUUUCACAUGGGCAAGCAUGAGGAUAAAGUAGCAUACAAGUCUAUUUCGUACCAACUUGAAAAUCUGCAGAAGAACAAUAUUAAAUGUGAAGAGUGCGGCAAGUCCUUUUCGCGACUGUCUGCAUUGCAUUCUCACCAACAGCAUCACAAGGAAGAAAAAAAGCCCUUUGCUUGCUUAGAGUGUGACAGGAGCUAUGCAACUGCAAGUGGUCUGUACAACCACCAGAAGAUUUGCUGUGGCAGUGCUAGAGACGAAAAGACAAAGGAAUUCAACCCAACCAAGUCACUUUUGGGCCCAAAGGUUCAUCACUGUAAAAAGUGCGGUAAAGGAUUUUGGUCAUUAGGAGCUUUCUGCCAUCACAAGCAAAACCACUUGGAGUGCGCAGACGUUGAGGCGAGGCCUGUGGGUACACCCAACUCUGAGAACGGCCACAUUCGACGUAGGAAAAAAGGUCGUAGGGGUGGUUACAGAAAAGUUCACCCUAUGAAUUCAAAAGAGGAGCAUAAAUGUGAAGUGUGUGGCAAAUCUUACCACAUGCUGGCUUGUUUUCUUAAACACAAGCUUGUCCAUGACACCCAAGGUGUCCAACUUGCCGUCAAAUCGUUUGACUAUCAAGUCCAGCAGUUGAAAAAGAACUCCUACCGGUGUCCCGACUGCGGAAAAGUGUUCUCCCGUGCAAUGGCCCUCCAGUUUCACAUGAAAAGUCAUGGCUUUGAGACUGGGCUACCACUGAUUGACUCCAACUCGCCUGAGCGAUCUCAGUGCCCGACUUGCUAUGCUUUCUUUGCAUCCGAGUCACUACUACAGAAUCAUCAAAAGCACUGUUUAAAGCCAGAGGACAGUGUGGAACUUCCACAAGAGUGUGAGAAAGUUGGGACAGAGGAGCAAGAUGCAUCCUCGCAAAAAGCUGAAGAUGUUGGUGGCGCUUCGCUUCCAGCUGAUUCUGAAAGAGAACAGAAAACAUCUUUAGCUUCGGAUUUGAAAUAUAAAUGUAAGGACUGUAGCAGAAGCUUUUCCGUAAUUGGUGCACUUAAUUUUCACAAGCGAGUUCAUCGCAAAGGUCACCAAUCUAAAAAGCUGAAAUCCCAUUCGGCAAAACAGUUAAAGCUUGGCAAAGUAAAGUCAGAGAAGUUUUUGGCAAAAUCAUCUUUUGCUUGUGCUGAAUGUGGAAGAUAUUUUAGCUCCAAUUCGGCUCUUGGCACACACAGGCGGUGGCACAAAGAUAAAAAGUUGGCUCGAUUCCUCUCAAAAACCAAUAAGAUACGCUCAAGGAAAAGUGUGGAUGGUGGACCUUAUUUAUGCAACAUAUGCGGGAAAGGAUUCUUUUAUCUUUGUGUUCUUCGCCGGCAUCAGCUACAUCACCCUCCCAUGGAGGCUCAACCCCAAAAAGAGCAUGAAGCCGCUGAAUCAAAUAGUGGUUUUACCUGUCCAGAUUGUCAGAUGUCCUUCUCAAGUGGGUCUCUUCUGACAACUCACUUUGCAGAACAUCACAGCAAGCCUACUGAGGCUGAGAAACUGCAAUCUGAAAGCCUCCUUACAGAAGAGUUGGGUCCACCCAUCAAACAACCUAAAACGGAUGUUGCCAAACGAGAGAAGACUAAGGUUCAACACUAUCAGUGCUCGUACUGCACUAAGAGCUUCUUGAACAUACGUGGCCUUCGUGCACACAAGUGGCAGAAACACCACAAGGUUAGCGAACAACCAACUGCGCCUGCAGAAAAGCGCUCGCCGUAUGAGAAACCCAUUGCCUCUGAAAGGGCUUUUGCUAAAACGUCAACCAAGAAAGAGCUGAAACCUUCUACGGAGGAAGAACCCGUACAGCGUAGUCGAAGCGUUGAACUCACUAAAUGUUUUUUUAAAUGUGAUAAAUGUGCUAAAGCGUUUCCCAGCGAGGAGCAGUUGAACGCUCACAAAGAGGUGGCGAAGACUCGUCCACACUGUUGCGCUCUUUGCUGCCGCGGUUACUGGACUGAAAACCAGCUUCAGCAGCAUCUCGCAUGGCACAACGAAGUACGCCGGCGUCUCCCAACCGAAUUGCGGUACAGACUGAGUGCUUCUAUGGCACCUGGGCCUUCGGACAACCAACACAAAUCCGAGACUAUAAUCAAGCUCCCCGUAGCCCUUGUAAGUCCACAACUGUGCAGCCAUAAAUGCCAGCACUGUGGAAAAACGUUCUUGUCGCCUCGUGCUUUGCAGCAGCACCAGACUCUUCACAAAAACGAGGAGCCGUACCAUUGCUCUUUAUGCUCGCAAACCUUUACUGAUAUCAGAAGUCUCAUUGACCACCAUCAGGAGUGCUUGGGUAAUAAAGAGUUAAAAGACAGAAGCUCUACUCCUGCAGUAAGAGGCGCUGUUAACCUAACUUGCACUGAGUGUGGGAUUUCCUUCAAACAGGAAGUAGAACUGCAUCAGCAUUAUAUCGAACAUGCACGUGGGUUCUAAAAUGCUUUGGUUUCUGGUACCUACUACACUGUUUAAAUUUAGUACUUGAUUCAAGUUUGUUACCUGCUGUGAGUGUUAGUAUACAGUAAAACUGUAUGUCUUAAAGAGGAAGGAAAAUGCCACAAUCAGCUUUUGAAAUUGUUGUGGAAAGAAAGAGUCUGCCAGAUUGAAAGCAUUAUCACGGAUGUCCUUUAAACCAAAUAGUGUGUUCUAAUUACUUACAUAAAAGUUGUACAUUUCCAUCACUCCCUUUAAAAUCUCUUUGCAAGGUGUUUCAGUGUAUUUAGGGGAUUUUAAAGAUUUAUUUUCUCUUUUUUUUUUGACUGCUCUGUUUUUGCUGCUUCCUGUCAUCUUGUACUUCAAAAGAACUCUUAAUUUAAAAAGUAGAUUUUUUUGAAAGCAUUACAGCUUAAAUCUUAUGUUUGGUCGCUGAUUUGUGAUUUGUACAGUAUCUGUUCAUGCCAUUGUCACUGUUCCUUUAUUGCUAUUGACGUCCCAAUUUUAGAGCAUAAGCAUUUCUGAAACAUUUAAGCUUUUGUUUUUCAUAUUUCGACUUGUUGAAAAACACUGGGGUUGAGGUUUAAUGUUUCAUUUGAAAAUGUUGUGACUGUACAGAAAAUUAUUUCCUUGAUAUAUUGCUACGUUCCUUGUAUAAAUUCCCUCGAGUCGUGUUAAUGACAUUAAGAAUGUAUGAAUAAGAUGCAAACUGGUCAGAAGAUCAUAAUGAGAAUAGCACAUCAUUUGAAGAACUGAAAAAACCCUUAAUGGCAAAUUGAGCAGUUAUGUUAACAUUCCAUUUUGUCAAGUAUUGGUUGGGUGGUGAUUAUGAAGGUUCAUGGUUGGUUUGUUAAUAAAAGACCAUCCUUUAAUUUAUUUAAGUUGAUUAAUUUUCUAAUUGUGAGAGAUUACCCAAGAAUUAAACAUUACGUGACUUGAAUAGGUACAAAAUAUGCAUGCAUCCAGGUGGAAGAGAAAUUCAAAUUAAAAAUAAUAAAAAUUGCGGACUGAAACUUGCAUUGAUGUAUCAUCAGACUUUGGACCUCAAGAUUUGCUUGCACUGAAACCUCAGUUUAACAUGGUAAUUUCAAACAAUCGCUCCCAAAAUACUGUAGGUGUUGUUUGCUGAUAGAUACAGUGUGUGUUGAAUGCCUUAAAGGCUUGAAGAGUUUUAAGACAAACAUUGUCUUACUAACUUGGAGUUGUUUCUAAAUGCUCUUGGUUCGAUUGAUUGUACUUUCCCAAACCUGCUUUUGUGUGAUUUUCUAAUAAUCACAGGUUUCCACUUUAAUAUUUACCAAUGUUUAAAAAAAACAGUGAAUGUUAUUUGAAAUAAGAAAUUAAAUGGUCAAUUAAAAAAAAAAAAAAUGUAUUUAAGUCUUUAUUAUUUUGCCUUGUAGAUAUGCCUUGUUCAUGUAUUGAUAGCCUGUUUAAUCUCCCACUCCCACUCCUUUGUUUAAAUAUAGUGGUGGUACAGAAAGCGUGAGAAUAAACCAGUUUGGUGAUACAGUAGCACUGAAUGGUAUGAAAUAUUUUUGCAUUUGUCAUGCUAUUUGUCCUUGAGGCAGCAUGUCCUUUUCCAGCCACUCAUGCAAUACUAUUUUUUUUUUUACUGAAGUACAUCGCUGGGAAAAAAUACUGACAAAUAGUAACAUUAAUCAUUUAUUUUACCAUUGAAAAAGAGCAGAUUCUAUGCAGUUUGUGAUUCUGAACAAAUUUUGGAGACAAUUGGAUGACCCAAUACAUAAAGUCAAACCAAAAAUUAUUCAGACACCAGAUGUAUUUUUUGAUAUUUUUUUACUAGUAGGUGCGGGACACUAUAGUUCAUUUAUGUAAGUGACGAUAGCAAAAUAAAGUAAACCAUGGCAUAUUAAACCCAAAAAUUUUUCAUACAGUGGACGACCAGUAAAAUUAUUAAGAAUUUGGGACCAAAAAUUAUUCAGACACUUUGACUUGAUCAUGUCUUGCUUAAAUGUUUUUUCUUAAAUUGUGAAUGUGACCUUUUUACACCACAGACUCAACAAAAUGAAGCAUCGCUUGGUAAUUAGUCAACAAAGUAUUGAUAGUUGUCAUACUAACAGUUGUCUGAAUUUUUGGUUGAUUGUAAUCCAUUACAUACCUUUUUAUCAAAGUUAUCUAAUCAUUCUCAAGAUUAAUUUGUUCUGACACAGUUAACUCUGAGAUCUUGUCAUAUUUUAUUACCAUUUUUUAACUAUAGUGAACUGUGAUAAUGUGAGACUUAUCAACGGUGUCUGAAUAAAUUUUAGUUUGACUGUACGCCAAAAUAUGUUGUUUACAACCAGAAUGUGCUGCAUGUCAUAGUAUAUUUGAGAAUGUAGGAUACUGACAUU